Messenger RNA from Drosophila arizonae, 1127 nucleotides. It is a transcript of the gene Prosbeta2R1, whose product is annotated as Proteasome beta2 subunit-related 1. The record is from RefSeq and is a predicted model, not a curated record. Lineage: Eukaryota; Metazoa; Arthropoda; Insecta; Diptera; Drosophilidae. Gene Ontology annotation, molecular function: threonine-type endopeptidase activity. Gene Ontology annotation, cellular component: proteasome core complex; cytoplasm.
UUGCUCAAGUUAUAUCAUCCACAUCAGUUUCCAUAGAGUCAAAAAUUGAGUAAAAAUUUUAUUGUCUACCACACAAGAUGUUGUCGUAUUUGGAGGCUCAGGACUUUCAGGACAAGGACAUACGAUGCGCAUUCAAUUUCGUUAAUGCCAGACGCAAUGCACAGCUGCUGCUGGACGGGUAUAAGCCACCUUUGGCAGUGCGCACGGGCACUUCCAUCGUGGGCAUCAUCUACCAGGACGGGGUCAUACUCGGUGCCGAUACGCGCGCCACCGAGGGACCCAUUGUGUCAGACAAGAACUGUUCGAAGAUACAUCGUCUGCAGGAUCACAUUUACUGCUGCGGGGCAGGCACCGCGGCCGAUACUGAGCAGAUGACUCUGAUGACAUCCGCUGAACUAGAUCUGCACGGGCUGAACACGGGUCGCCAGGUGCCAUUGAUCUGUGCUAGCAUGAUGCUCCGCCGUACACUGUUCCGCUACCAGGGUCACAUUAGCGCCGCCCUAGUCAUGGGUGGGGUGGACAAAUAUGGGCCGCACAUAAACUGCAUUCAUCCGUGCGGCUCCAUCGACAAGAUACCCUAUGCAGCUAUGGGCUCUGGCACACUGGCGGCCAUGGCUGUGCUGGAGCAGGGCUGGAAUCCCGAGCUGGGGCUGGAGGAUGGCAAGCAGCUGGUGCGCAAGGCAAUUAGCGCCGGUGUGUUCAACGAUCUGGGCUCCGGCUCCAACAUCGACCUGUGCGUGAUAACGCGCGAUGGAGCCAAGCAUCUCCGCACGGAGACAAUCGCCAGCGAGCGUGGCGAGCGGAUGGGCGCGUAUUCCAUUCUGCCCAAUACGACGUUGGUGAAGAGCAUCUCGAUACGGGACCUCGAUAUAGUCGGCGAGCGCAUCUACCGCCCCACCUAUUCCAUUUCCCAGUUGCCCUCCAUCAGCCAGUCCGAGUCGCAAAUGGAGAGCCCACAACCAAAGCCUAAGCCGAAGCCGAAGCCCAGCUCGACAUAUCCAUCCUCAGGCCGUCCAUAGGUAUCUAAUAGUAUAAUAAAUAUAUUUGUUUAUGAGUGAUUAGCGAGCAUUGCACAAAUCCAGACACAGGUGAAGCCAUUUCUGUAUUGUACUCUGUAGUCUCCAAUA